This is a messenger RNA of Penicillium lagena, 660 nucleotides long. RefSeq lists its product as uncharacterized. The transcript has a single exon. The record is from RefSeq and is a predicted model, not a curated record. Lineage: Eukaryota; Fungi; Ascomycota; Eurotiomycetes; Eurotiales; Aspergillaceae. The coding region runs from base 1 to 660 and encodes 219 amino acids.
AUGAAUGCCAGAGGGAGUAUGGGGAAUAAAUCUGUUCAGGAGCCCCCGUAUGCGAUGGGCAUCCGACCAGAACACGUCACCGAGUUCGAACGCCUUCUCUGGUUCGAACCAAAAUAUGACGCGCGCUCAUCAAACGAGUACUGCAUCCGAUAUGACAGCGACGACUCGACACUCUUUACCGUGACGGGAAUGAAAUACAACGAAAAAUGUACGCGCGAGUUCCGCGAUUCGUCCGGCCUCCCCUUGUUCGAAAGCCAGAAGGUCUGGUCGCCGGGCUGGAGAUAUAGACGGCCGUGGCGAGUUCGAUUGCCAGGGAGCAAGAAGGCAGACCUGGUCGAUAUCCGAUUCACGUGCGCGAUGGGUAACCGCUUCGAGGUGAAUUUCCGCAAUGCAGUUGCGCAGGACACCAAGAACGAGGACGACAACAUGGUCCAUCUCGUGGUGCACCGCGUCUCGCCGGUCUACCGGGUGUACGAGGUGAGAGUGGCCGGUAUCAAAGUCGUGGAUAUACGCGAAAGCAUGGAACGGAACCGAUCCGUGCCGACAGGUCGGUACAAUUCAAGGGGAGGGACAUUGCCCCCUCGGUUGGUCAUGGAGAUGUUAGUGGCUGAGAAUUUUGAUAUGUCUCUGGUAAGCUUUGGGAAUCGAUCAGAGGAAUGA